Caenorhabditis briggsae is the source of this 552-nucleotide messenger RNA. Bases 1 to 552 code for a protein of 183 amino acids. The record is from RefSeq and is a predicted model, not a curated record. Lineage: Eukaryota; Metazoa; Nematoda; Chromadorea; Rhabditida; Rhabditidae. The transcript is spliced from 4 exons.
AUGGACGACUUCGAGUAUAAAAUUCUCUGCUGCCACGUGGCAGUCGAUGUAGCAAUUCUAUGCACAUUGGAGAUUAUUGUCAUUGUGGCGACUUACUUAACAGGCUUCAAACAUCCUUUGAUGACAUGUCAAUCAUUCAAUGUCUCUAUUUUGGAACGCUACAAUGAACCAACUGUUCUCUCCCAACACAAGAUAUGUACAACAAAUGGACCACUAGUAUUCUGGAUCAUUAUCCACCUCUUCACGGAUCUGAUGGCAUUAAUCUCAAUCUACACCAAAAACACCAAGCUUCUUCUUGGAUUUCUGGUAGUCACCUCUCUGGAUCUUCUCGUGUCCCUUGCUUACGUCGUCGUUCUUCUGGCAUUCAUAAUUCUUAAUGAGGAAGUUGACAAGGUGAUGAUAAUGUUCAUGGGAGGAAUGGUUCUAUUCAAGAUUUACGAGAUUCUCACCGGACGGCGUCUCUAUUGGUACCUUCUUUGGAUUCAGGAUAACAUGAUGGCUCCACGUUCGGCACUUAUUAAGAAUGACGAUAACAGUGUUUUUCAGUUUUAG